CGCCACAUAGAGAAACGCAUAAACAAAACAAACAGCGGUGUGUGGCAAAAGGGUAAAAAAAUACACAAGAAAACUCGUCGAACAUCAGAAAAUUGCAAUCAAACAUAAAAGAAAAAUUUCUUUUAGUUGCUUUUCUAAGUAGAAAAAUCAAAUAAAAAACAUUUUCUGCAUGCGGUGAAGAAAUAGAGGACGCCCGUAUGCUCUUACGCAUUAUUGGCCGCUACUGCGUCGGGCGAAAGAGUUUUUUCGUGUAGUUGUGAGUAUGUGUGAAAAAGGGGAGGGAAUUGAUUUGGUAAAUUGGGACUGCAAGGAAAGUAGAAACUAUCGUCGUCGCCGACAGAUUUCGAGGAAUAUUACCUAGAAGGGGAUAUGCAGCCCCGGCACGAGUUCAUAUGAAACUAUUAUUUGAAGAAAAAAUAUUUAAAAAAAAAAAAAAAAAUUAAUGCAACUGCUAUAAUUGAAAUCAAGUGGACUAGAAAGCAAAAACAAAUAAAUAAAUAAAAGUGUAAUUGCGCUGAAAAAGUGCGAACGAUUGCGAAUCCAAGGUAAAGGGGUGGUGGCAACACACGGUAGCAUCAAAAGCGCUGACCAUACUGAAAAUUGUUGAGCUUAAAUAAAAAAAAAACGAAAAAAGACGGGUGAGGUCAAGUAGGCUGAUUUGGCUGGUCGCUCGUACGGUCGUUUAAAACGCAGUCAAGCAGUCUGCCGCAUACAUGAGUGCGAAGGGUGAGGCUGCAUCCAGUAAAAUCUACGAACACAACAGCGGACAGUCAAAUUCUAUGCAACAUAACAAAGCAAAAGCGGACAAAAAAGAAAGCGGGCCAUUGGCCAGUGAUUGUUAGCUCUAUAUCCUGUUUGUGCUAUGCAGUUAUGGUGAAAGUGCUUAUAUCGCUGCGCAAGAUAUUAGACGAUUCUGAGUACGCGGAAGGAAAAUAAUUAUCCUGUAAUCCAAUAUGGGUGUGCCGGAUAUUUGUAGAACAUAACUAAAAAUUAUUUGCGCAGCAGCAGCACAACCUGCGAAUUUCUUAAUGCAUUAUAAAUAAUCGAGCUGGGCAGAAGUGGUACCGAAGAAAGUAUAAGGGAAGUAUAAACCGGCAGGCUACUCUUGCCCAACCCCCCACUUCAAAAUACGUCGUAAAUACACACAUAUACAAGCUUACACACAAAAGCACAUCGAUUUCAAAACUUUGUGCUCUGAAUGCGAUUGAUUCAAGUCCUGCGCUUUGCGUCUAGCUACGCAAUUCUAUACGGCGCAUCGAACAGAAGAAUUUCAAAAGCCUGCACCAUUUAAAUUGCCAAUGCCGAAUAACGUCAUAAAGAGCAGCAGCGCUAGCGCCAGCAGUACAAGUAAUGGGCGCAGCAGCAGUAGCAAUAACAGUAGCAGCAGUAGUAGUGCCAAUACGAAUCCAGCAAAGUCAAUUAGUAGCCAUAAAAAUGAGACAAAAGCGUCAUCUGCAUCGUCAACGUCGUCGACUAUCUUAGCUUCAGCCAACACACUGCCAGACAAAAGCGAUAUAAUUAAGCAGUCCAACAACAACGAACGUAUUGCUUCACAUCGGCGUGAUGGUUCCUGUCUUACCGGAAUACAGCGACAACCGUUUCGUAAGCUUCAUUAUGAAAGUCCGCAGAUUCAGUUUCGUGAUGCGACAUCAGCAUCGGAUGCCGGCAAUGUGGUGCUGAAUGAUGGACGAAGUGAUUUGUUGGUGUAUACCGAGGAUGGGCAUUUGGUUUCGGCUAGUUUAGAAGCGCUCAUCACACAUAUGGUGCCUACCAGCGAUUACUAUCCGGAACAGAAUUUUAUAUUCGCUUUUUUGCUCAGCGCGCGUCUAUUUGUGCGGCCGCAUGAAUUACUUGCGCAGAUUUCUCAAACAUGGGAACGCCAACAGCAAAAACAGCAGCAGGAGCAACAGCAAAAUCAGCCACAUGGGGUAGAUGUUGUCGACGAGGCACAUUUCAGUCACUUGGCUGUAGCAGCAUCAGCGUCGCCAUUAAUGCAACGCAAAAUUGCUAAUAAUGCUGCUAUAUUGCUGCCAGCAGUUGGUCAUAAUGAAGUGAAUGUGAUUGUCGAUGGCCAUCUAAAACAGCGUACCGCCAUACAGUUAAGCGCACAAAAUUGUAUACGUUUGCUUGCCGAGUGGAUUGAGACUUUUCCGUAUGAUUUUCGAGAUGAACGCCUGAUGCAGCAAGUACGCAUUUUGGCGCGCAAAUGUGUCUAUAUUGAUAAUGCGCUCGGUAGAAGGGUGUCACGAAUUUUACAGUUGUUAGUGCAUCGCCUCACAGUGCUAGAGCAAUACGAGGCGACAUUGCAAGCGAUGGCAGCUACAGAUCUCACUACAGGCAGCAAUCACCAACAACUACCGCACUACAAUACAUCGGCAGCGGCGUCCGCCACUGCUGCCAAUCAAAGCAGUACGCACAACUCAUUGGUGGGUUGUGUAAAAAGUCACACGCUUCAUACCAGCAGCAUCGCAGACACAAACAAACAAACAACCACGAACAAUUCAAAUUCACUGGGCUCUGGUGCGGUGGCAGCUGUAGCAGCGACCAUAGAUGGUAAUAACACACAUGAAGUGCAUGGAAUCAUGGAUAUCUGUCCGAGUUGUGCACAGUUGGCGCAUCAGCUGACAGCCAUCGAACUCGAGCGACUCUCGCACAUUGGCCCGGAGGAAUUUGUACAAGCUUUCGCCAAGGAAUAUCAACAUACCAUUGAUGGCAAGUCGACAGCGGCUACUUCAACGAAUGCUGCUAAGAACUCGACGAACAUUGACUCUACAACGUUGAAUGAUAUGAAAAAAACACGCAAUUUGGAAUCGUACGUGGAGUGGUUUAACCGGCUGAGCUACCUGACUGCAACAGAGAUUGUAAAGUACCCGAAGAAGAAGCAGCGUGUACGUAUUAUCGAAUUCUGGAUUGAGACGGCGCGGGAGUGCUUCAACAUAGGCAACUUUAACAGUUUGAUGGCGAUUAUAGCUGGUUUGAAUUUAGCGCCAAUAUCGAGGCUUAAGAAAACGUGGUCAAAAGUGCAAUCUGCAAAAUUCUCUGUGCUGGAACAUCAAAUGGAUCCUACAUCGAAUUUCAAUAGUUAUCGCUCAACACUUAAAGCCGCCAUGUGGCGUUCCGAAGGCGCUACCGAAGAACGUGAACGCAUAAUCAUUCCAUUUUUUAGUUUAUUCGUUAAGGAUUUAUAUUUUUUAAACGAAGGCUGUUCGAAUCGUUUGCCAAACAAUCAUAUCAAUUUUGAAAAAUGUUCACAACUCGCCAAACAGGUGAUGGAGUUCAAUGAAUGGAAGAAGGUCACUUGUCCAUUUGAGCAGCUGCCAAAUGUGAUUGCAUAUCUGCAGACUAGCAGUGUUUUGAAUGAGAACACACUUUCGAUGGCGUCAUUCGAGUGUGAACCGCCCGAAAAUACAGAGGAGAAAGGUCGUUACAAAACGGUUAAAGCCGAAACGAAACAACAAUUAUUACAUCAAUUGCAAGAGCAACAACAUCAACAACAACCAUAGUUUUUUGAAGCUGUGUCGUAGCAAAGAGAAAUAGGAUAUUAUUUUUUAGAGAAUAUGUAUGUCUGUACUAAAGGGGUAUAUGCGGCGCAAACUCUUGUAUUUGACAUCAUGGAUCGAAUACUCGGAACAACUUUGAACUAUUUUUAUGUUUUUGCGAUUGCAAAUGGUGGAAAAAAUGCAUUACUACAACAACAAAAGUUACUUGCGCUGCAAUAUGAAUAUUACUCAAUCAUUUAUUUUUGUUUCUAGCAUUUGUUGCAGAACGCUUGCCAUUUUUUGAUACCUACUUUGAUAUUUUCGAAACGUUUUUAACGUAUUCUAAGUCUAGUUACAUAUACUUUUAGCAAAUAAGAUGGAAAUAGCGAAAGCAACAACAAACAAACCACAAACAAAUAGUAACGUAGUAAAGUAAAAUUAAAAAUAAUUUGAGCACAAUUUUGUUGGCUUCAAAAGUCAACGGGAUUUAUAGCGGACUACUUAACAACUUGACGACGCAACAACAUUCUUGGGUUGCCAGUAAUUGUACUUAAUGCAUUUAGUAAUUUAUCGUAUACAUAACAAACAAACAAAAAAUUUAAGAGCAUCUCAAAUAACAUUAAAUCAGCAACAAAAAAAAAACGAAAAAAAUCAUUACAAAUUUCUAUAUUAUAAGAACUUAUUUUUAUUGUUUUAUGUUUUAUUUUAUUUUUACUUAAUUUAAUUUUUCGUUAAAUUUUUUACUCUUAAGUGACAGCCUUUGUGUUUAACUUGAAAAGGAUUUAAUGUACAACCCUGCGUGUUUCUGUAAUUUAACAUGUACUCUAUAUGUUUAAAAAAAAUAUUUAAAAAAUCACUCUAUGUAAGUUGUAAUUGUACUAUAUACAUACAAACACACUUGCACAUGCAUUGGUAGCAUACAUAUGUACAUGCAACAAAAAUGUAUGCACACAGUUAUAUAAUGCAUUUGAUAUUUAUGAGGAUAUUGCGUGUUUCUAUUGCUAAGUUGACAGUAUUUAUAUUUACAUCUACAUUUACUAUUAUAUAGUUGAAAUAUGGCGAUGGGAGAUCAAAGAAAGUUUACGAAACAAAAACAAAAAGAAACAAAAAAAUAUUGUAACUCAUUGGUUAUCUAUUGUAUUAAAAAAAGUGCUCAUUAUAAAAGCAUGCAAAAUGCAGUAUUUACGUUCAUAAACAUUUUCUUUAUAUACUCGUGAAAAACCAUUACAAAACCCUUACAUUUACACCCCAUUCAAUAUCAGUAAGGAAAAACCAAACAAUCUAAAAUUUUUGAAAUUCUGAAAAUAA
Molecule: messenger RNA, 4787 nt
Organism: Anastrepha ludens (Mexican fruit fly)
Lineage: Eukaryota; Metazoa; Arthropoda; Insecta; Diptera; Tephritidae
Product: ras-GEF domain-containing family member 1B-B
Exons: 7
Coding region: 1299-3503 (734 amino acids)
Biological process (GO): Ras protein signal transduction; positive regulation of GTPase activity
Cellular component (GO): plasma membrane
Molecular function (GO): guanyl-nucleotide exchange factor activity
Source: RefSeq, a predicted model, not a curated record